AUGGCAUCCAAGAAAAGACAACAGUGGGACGAGCAUGAUAUGCGACAGGCUAUUGAGAACGUACAAGAUCACAGUAUGGGCUUUAAGUUGGCUGCAAAGACCUUCAAUGUUCCCAAAACAACUUUGCGAAGGCGUUUGGCUAAACAGGACAGUUCCAAGGGUAAUUUGGGAGGACGAACCGCAAUUUUCUCUAAAGCCAUCGAAGAGGAGAUUGCAGGAUAUAUUAUUGAUAUGGAAACACGUUUUUUUGGUUUAACCUCUAAAGAUUUGCGGCGGAUGGUAUUCGAAGUAGCCGAAAAAAAUAAAAUAGAGCAUCGUUUCAAUCGUGAAACAAAAAUGGCAGGUUGGAAAUGGGUGAGGGGAUUCCUGAAGCGCAAUCCACGAAUUUCUUUGCGUAGUCCAGAAAGUACAUCAUUAGCUAGAGCACAGGCUUUUAACAAGCCUAAUAUUCAAGCCUAUUUCAAUGUACUAUCUAACACUCUGGAGCAGUACAACUUUCCUCCCGAAAAUAUAUUUAAUAUGGAUGAGUCAGGUUUGACUGCGGUCCAAAAGAAAUGUCAAAAAAUUUACGCUUCAAAAGGUCGGAAGCAAGUUGGUGCACUCAGCAGUGCAGAGCGUGGGCAGCACGUGACCGUAGUGUGCGCAAUGAAUGUCAUGGGCACUUACAUCCCUCCUGCUCUUAUUUACCCUCGUCAAAAGAUGAACGAUGAGCUUAUGAACGGUGCUCCCGUUGGUAGCAUAGCUUUCGUACAAGAAAAAGGUUGGAUGACCAGUGAAAUUUUUUGUAGAUGGCUAAAGCAUUUCGUGAAGUAUACGAAACCAUCUAAUAACAAUAAGGUUCUUUUGCUCCUAGAUGGGCACAGUAGCCAUAAGAGUCUCGAAUCUCUUCAGUUUGCAAAAGAAAAUGGGACUGGCAUUCAUCCUUUCAAUCCUCAUGUCUUCGAGGACUGGCAGUUUGCACCAGCUUUAGCAACGGAUAAGCAGAUUCCCGAGGCUCAAGGAGAUAUCAUCGAGAACCAAAUGGAAUUAGAAAUUCAAACCCCAUCCACAUCUGGUCUUAACAUGUCUUCAUCGUCAGUUCUCGACAUUUCUGCGAAGGAAAUUUGUCCUCCCCCUCAAACUGUAGCAAUUGGUACUGAUAAAAAAAAUGCAGAAGGGGAAAAACUGGUCAUUUGA
This is a messenger RNA of Diorhabda carinulata, 1176 nucleotides long. RefSeq lists its product as uncharacterized. Bases 1 to 1176 code for a protein of 391 amino acids. Gene Ontology annotation, molecular function: DNA binding. The transcript is spliced from 2 exons. Lineage: Eukaryota; Metazoa; Arthropoda; Insecta; Coleoptera; Chrysomelidae. Gene Ontology annotation, cellular component: nucleus. The record is from RefSeq and is a predicted model, not a curated record.